Cephus cinctus (wheat stem sawfly) is the source of this 4102-nucleotide messenger RNA. RefSeq names its product RNA-binding protein 25. Gene Ontology annotation, cellular component: spliceosomal complex. The record is from RefSeq and is a predicted model, not a curated record. Gene Ontology annotation, biological process: mRNA processing; regulation of alternative mRNA splicing, via spliceosome. The transcript has 11 exons. The coding region runs from base 173 to 2878 and encodes 901 amino acids. Lineage: Eukaryota; Metazoa; Arthropoda; Insecta; Hymenoptera; Cephidae. Gene Ontology annotation, molecular function: mRNA binding.
CGAAGGGAUAAUUGGCAUUGAGGUGCAGUUUGUUGUGUGUGAAACAGAAUAUCUCUGCGUUUUGAGGAUUUUAUUAAGAUGACGUUACGUUUCCUACGGCGAUGACUUAUGCUGUGCUUAUUGCAAUAAGAAGUUUACUAUCAUAUUGUCUUGGUUAUAAAUAAGAGACAGAAUGUCAUACCCUGGACAGCCUCCCAUGGGGAUACCAGGCAUGCCACCUAUGCCUUACAUGGUUGGAGCUCCGCCACCCAUUAUAGGAGGUGUAAUGCCUAUGGCUCAUAUGAUUCCAACACCCGUAUCUGCGAUGCAGACCUCAGCACCAGCUGUACGUUAUGCACGCAACCAGGGCCGCCACGAUAACAACAGACGUCGUGAGAGAGAAUCCGGACCUCCGGUUACUGUGUUUGUUGGCAAUAUAAUGGACCGAGCACCUGAUGUCAUGAUUCGUCAUAUCCUGGGUGCUUGUGGACAUGUUCUAUCAUGGAAGAGGGUUCAGGCGUUUGGAUUCUGCGAGUACGCAGGACCUGAUGCUGGCUUGAGGGCUGUUAGACUGUUACACGAUAUGGAAAUUGGUACGAAAAAGCUUGUUGUCAAAGUUGACGCCAAGACAAAGGUCGUUUUGGAUCAGUUUAAAGCUGAAAGACGAAAGAAGCUUAGAGGAGGUCAGUCGCCGUUACAGGAUGAAACUCCUAGCGAAAGUAUCGAAGGUGAGGAAGGCGACGAUUAUAUGGAUGAAGGAAUGAGAGUGGUAGACGCCGAUGCACUUGCUCGCAUUACUCAAAUUAUUACGGAACAUGCUAAUGAAUUAGAAAUGGCUCAAGUUGCUCCAGAGGAGCAUCAGACCAAAAUGGUUGCGAAAUCUUUGAACUUGGACGAUGCCGAAAUAGAAGAAAGUAAGCGAGACUUGAUAACGCGGGAAAUCGGAAAAUUUCGAGAAGUCAUGAAGAAGCAGGAGGAGGAGAAGGCCCAAGUGAAGCGAAAAAAAGAAGCUGUGGAAAAGGAGGAGCGGGAGAAGCGAGAAAAGGAGCGGAAAGACAGAAGAGAGGAUGAUUCCGGUGCUAGGGAUGAUCAGGAUGGCGAACCUGGAAGUCCUUCUGCGUCUCAUAAGGGUCGCAGUGGUAGCACAGGAAGUAACAGAAGAGAUAAGCGUCGCUCAAAGUCCAGGUCCAAGGAACGUGAAAGGGAGAGGGAUCGUCCACGUAGCGAGAGGGAUCGAGAUCGUGGUGAUAGGGACCGUGAAAGAGAACGUGAACGUGAUCGUGAUCGUGAACGUGACCGGGAACGAGAUCGAGAUCGGGAUCGCGAGAGGGAACGUGAACGGGAGCGUGAGCGUGAUCGGGAACGGGAACGGGACCGUGACCGGGAGAGGGAGCGUGAGAGAGAAAGAGAAGAAGCUAGAAAAACUGAACGGGAGAUAAUGCGAGAAAGAGAAGAAGAAGAGGAAGCAAAAGAAAGGAAGAAGAAUGAGAGACGCGCCAGGGAGAAGGAAGCCGUCUACCAGGAACGCCUUCGCACCUGGGAAGCACGAGAACGUCGCAAGCAAAAGGAGUACGAGAAGGAAGCUGAGAAAAGGAGAGGAAAACGGGAGGCGAGAGAACGAGAAGCUAAACGCCUGAAGGAGUUCCUUGAGGACUACGACGACGACCGGGACGAUGCUAAGUAUUACAAGGGCAAGGAACUCUCGCGGCGCCUCGAAGAACGUGCUCUAGAAGCCGAGGCUGAUUCGCGCGACAGAUGCGCCGAACGGCAGGAACUCCAACGACUUCGCGAUAAGCUCUAUGCGGAUGCGUCGCAUCCUGAUCCUGCCGCAGAAUUCGAACGGCUCAAAGCCGAACGAGAGGAACAGUACAAGCCGAAGCCGGUGAUCACGAUUAUCGACGAGGAGGACGAGAAGGUUAUGAAAAAGGAAAAAGAGGUUAUCAUGCCACCAAUAGAAACCGAGCCAAUCGAUAGUGAUAGUGACGACGGAGUUCACUUCGAUGACGCUUCGCAACCUGAAGUACCAUCGAGAACUCCGCCUCGACAUCAUCAUCAUCAUCGGCGACAUCAUCGUCAUCAUCAGAAUCAUCAUCGUGACGGAGAAGAGAGCGAAGAUAUUAUAGAGGCUGACGGGGAAAGCUUAAAGGAUAAAAGAUCCUCGCCAACUCUAACUGUGGCCACACCGGCGCAAUCACUGCCACCACAUCUUGACGAGGAUUCUCGCAUGUCACUUGUCAGUGAACCUGAGAAAACCAGUAGCAGUAAUUUUGUUCCAUUUGCAAUGGGCGGUGGUGGUAGUCGAGGUGGAGAUCAUGCAAUAGGUAACAAAACACCUGCCAGUCCGACUGCCAGUGUCAAUGUGAAUUCUCAACAGUCAAAUCAGCCAAGGAAAAAGGGUCGCAUCGACGUCAAGGAUGUUUUCAAUAACGACGACGAUGACGACGGUACCAAUAAUUCCAAGAGACGUAAACUCGUUCCUCUAGAUUAUGGCGAAGACAAGAAGAAGAAGGGCGGCGAGGAAACCGUUAAAGCCGGAAAGGAGGAAAGCACAAAGAGCCAGGAAGAGAAACGAAAACACAUUAAAUCUCUUAUCGAUAAAAUUCCUACAGAUAAGAAUGCCCUGUUCGGCUAUCAAUUAGAUUGGGCUGUAAUCGAUAACAUGUUAAUGGAAAAGAGAAUACGACCAUGGAUCAAUAAAAAAAUUAUCGAAUAUAUUGGAGAACCCGAACCGACGCUGGUUGACUUCAUUUGUAGUAAGGUAAUGGCCGGCAGCUCGCCUCAGGGUAUCCUUGACGACGUACAAAUGGUCUUGGACGAGGAAGCUGAGGUCUUCGUAGUGAAAAUGUGGAGGUUAUUAAUUUACGAAGUCGAAGCGAAGAAAAUGGGUUUAGUCAAAUAAACGCAAUUUAAUGUCAAACGAUAAUCUGACUUACGAUUUUCACAAAAAAAGAAAAUUCUUAUAAGGUGUAAUGCUUAGGUUAUACGUAUAUACAUAUACAAUUACCUACGUAUUAUUAGUACGCAUUUCCAAUUAGUCAACCACUAUUGCGAUAUGCUGAUCAACUGAUGAGUGAACUAUAUGUGUAGCAGUUAUGAUGUUAAAUACAAUUUGUAAUUAUCAUUUAUAAUAUCCGUAUGUUUUGUGUGUCCACGCAAGGCGACUGCUACGAGAGAGUAAGAAAAAAAGGAGAGAAAGAUUUUGAGUGUGCAUGUAAUAUGGGUUUGAAAGAGUGAGGAGGCGGAGGACGAAGAGGAAUUACGGUAGGCCGAAAUAUAAGAAAUAUAAUUGUUUGUGCUUUGUAAAAAAAAAAUGUAUAUUACGUCUACAAAUUUUACCAUCCUCCAAUGGCAGAAGAGAUGCGAAGAAUUUUUCAUUACGGUCCUACUGUACCGGAUGGGGAUGCUGAGUCGGGAAAGCACUACCAGCAUAUAAACUUUUAAUGCUGUGCCGAUAACGUGGAAAACGCAUAGGCGUAAUAUGAAAAUUUAUCCGAUGAAACAAGAACAGUAAAACAGGGGCACUUGCUAUUGGAUUUUUUUUUAGAUACUAACGUUUUUCUUGUAGAUUAAAUGAAAUUUCAUUCUGCUGUUAUUUCGUAAUAACAUUCUUCUGCGAAAACUCUUUUCUUUUCUUGUCUUCAGCACGUGGGUUGUCUUUACUCACAUCUCUUGAUAUAUACACAUAUAUAUUUUUUAUAAUCUCAAACCAAAAAAUAAUUCUGUAUUCUUUAUGGUGUUGAGAAAAGUUAAUUUUUUUAAUACGUCAAUACGGAAAGUAAUAGAUAGAUUUCUUUUUUAUUACUUCCAUUAAAAAUACACUUAUUGCCCAGAAGUAUGUUCUGCAUUGGCUAUAAAUUAUACACGUGAUAUUUCAAUUCAACUAGUGAGACACCUUCCGUAUAAUUUUACACUAUUUAAGAAAGUCUCACGUUAAUCCAACAAUUUUAAGAUAACCCGAGUUUAUAUAAAUUGAUAAAUUCAAAAAUCGAUUGCCCACUCGAGAGGGAGCUGCGCAUUACAAAACAGUGGGAGGCAUGGAAGUCGAAAUCUGUACCGACGAAUUAUUCAAAUAAAACUUUAUAUAUCAGCUAUAAGAAUAUAAAAUAAAAAGAAUUGAAAUGUA